AUGAGUUUCCGUGCUUUGACUAUGAGAAGUGCAGUAGCCAGAACUGCUUUGAACAACACUAUUCGCUCUGCAAGAGUCGCUACUCCAUACUUGGGUAUUCGUCACUCUUCCUCUACCCCUACACCAGAUCCAAAGACCAAAGCUGCCUCCUUGAUCGACGCUUUACCUGGUAAUACAGCCUUAACAAAGACCGGUAUUUUGGGUACAUCUGCAGCUGCUAUCAUAUACGGUAUCUCCAAUCAAUUGUAUGUUAUCAACGAUGAGAGUAUCUUGUUGUUGAUCUUCUUGGGUUUCUCUGGUUUGGUCGCCAAGUUCCUCGCUCCAUUGUACAAGGAUUUUGCCGACGCUAGAAUCAAGAAGAUUGGUAGCAUCCUGAACUCUUCCAGAGAAAGACAUGUUGAUGCUGUGAAGGAUAGAAUUGAAUCUGUCUCAGAAUUACAAAAUGUCUCAGAAACUACCAAAGUUCUAUUCGAUGUCUCAAAGGAAACUGUUGAACUAGAAGCAAAAGCAUUUGAAUUGAAGCAAAAAGUUGAGCUUGCUCAUGAAGCUAAGUCCGUUCUAGAUUCUUGGGUCAGAUACGAAGCCUCUUUGCGUCAAUUACAACAAAAGCAAAUUGCUGAAGGAAUCAUAAGCAAAGUUGAAAGUGAACUAACCAACCCUAAAUUCCAAGACAGAGUCUUACAACAAUCUAUUGCUGAAGUUGAACAAGUCUUGGCAAACAUUAAAUAA
Molecule: messenger RNA, 729 nt
Organism: Nakaseomyces glabratus
Lineage: Eukaryota; Fungi; Ascomycota; Saccharomycetes; Saccharomycetales; Saccharomycetaceae
Gene: ATP4
Product: F1F0 ATP synthase subunit 4
Biological process (GO): proton motive force-driven ATP synthesis
Molecular function (GO): proton-transporting ATP synthase activity, rotational mechanism
Source: RefSeq, a predicted model, not a curated record